AAACUGGGUCAACCAAAACCGAUCACUGGAAUAUACAGAUCAACAGAUAUCGAGAAUCAGAUAAUACUGGUAGCUAGCUUCUCUGCCAACAGCAAUUAACAGGCGAGGAUUGGAAUUGGGGCAAGUAUGUCAGGCUGUGCUCUCUUUUGCGAAGUCAUCAUCGCCAUCUUGCUUCCUCCUCUCGGCGUCUGCCUCCGUCAAGGCUGCUGCUCCGUCGAAUUCUUCAUAUGCAUAGUGUUGACCAUAUUAGGUUACGUCCCUGGCAUCAUUUACGCUCUCUACGCUAUUCUCUGCGUCGAUCGUGAUAUGUAUCGCGGCGAGUACUACACUCUUGCAUAGCUCCCCUUCUUCCUACUGUCUAUACAUCUUUAUUUCUAUGUAUGAACCUUUUCAAUUUAUUGUACGCUUUUACUCCCUGUCUUUGAUUUAUCAUGCUCAUGUGUUGAAUUAUCAGUUUGUUGUCCCCUAUUAAUACUUCGAUAAAUUCGGUUUAUCUUUUUAAUAUACUGCUGUGAAAGUAA
Daucus carota subsp. sativus is the source of this 521-nucleotide messenger RNA. RefSeq names its product UPF0057 membrane protein At2g24040-like. The record is from RefSeq and is a predicted model, not a curated record. The coding region runs from base 127 to 339 and encodes 70 amino acids. The transcript has 2 exons. Gene Ontology annotation, cellular component: membrane. Lineage: Eukaryota; Viridiplantae; Streptophyta; Magnoliopsida; Apiales; Apiaceae.